AUGGCAAAACGACAUACAAAAGCUGCUGAAAAAAUUGCUCGUAUUCUUAGCGGUCCUGGUGCUUUUAAACUACCCUCUGAUAUUCACGGCUUAACUUUAUUCAUGGCCUUUAAAAAUAAAGAUGGACAUAUGGGACCCAGGCAAGUCGUAUUUAUAUUAUUUUCAAUAUUAAUAAAUAAUAGAAAAUUCUGGAAGGAUUAUUUGCCAAGUGUUCAAUUUCAUAAUCCAUAUUUGCAUAUUCAAGUUUGUCGAAGUCAUGAAGAAAAAGAUGCAAAGUUAAAGAUCCAUCAGAAAUUGGGUGAUAUGGAGAUUGAUAUGAAGCAUAAAGAUGCGUCAGAGAUAUGUCGAGAGUUUGUAGAGAAGACGAGAGCAGUUGAAGUAGGAAAAGAAGAAAUCAAAGAAAUUAUGGAAAAUAGUAAAAUGAAGGGUUAA
Molecule: messenger RNA, 432 nt
Organism: Pneumocystis carinii B80
Lineage: Eukaryota; Fungi; Ascomycota; Pneumocystomycetes; Pneumocystales; Pneumocystaceae
Exons: 2
Coding region: 1-432 (143 amino acids)
Cellular component (GO): mitochondrion
Molecular function (GO): structural constituent of ribosome
Source: RefSeq, a predicted model, not a curated record